This is a messenger RNA of Hippocampus comes (tiger tail seahorse), 3538 nucleotides long. It is a transcript of the gene cavin4a, whose product is annotated as caveolae associated protein 4a. Bases 505 to 1524 code for a protein of 339 amino acids. The transcript is spliced from 2 exons. Gene Ontology annotation, cellular component: cytoplasm; caveola. Gene Ontology annotation, biological process: regulation of gene expression. Lineage: Eukaryota; Metazoa; Chordata; Actinopteri; Syngnathiformes; Syngnathidae. The record is from RefSeq and is a predicted model, not a curated record.
AUCAUGUUCCCCUUUUUUAAUGAGAGGUGGGGCUGGGGCGGAGUUUCCCCUUUUUCGUGUCACCAGUUGUCCUGGUGGGUCACUAUGCUCGGAUCUUUUUGACGCCGGAAAAUUAUUCCCCGUUUGACAGAACCUUCUACCCCAGAGCCAGUGAACUUUAUGCCCAAAGCCAAAGCCUUCUUCCCGAAAGCCAGAACCUUCUAACCCACAGUUGGAAUCUUCAUUCCCAAAGCCAGGGUCUUUAUCCCCAAAGCUGGAACCUUCUUCAACCCAAGCCUGUCGUAUUCAACCUGAAAUCUAAAACGGUCUUCCCUAAAAACAGAAACUACUGCCCCACAAGCAGAGUCUUCUUCCCCAAAGCCAAAGUCUUUACCCGAAAGCCAGAACCUCCUACCUCUUCUUCCUCCUCCUAAUCCAGAACUGUCUCUUUUCAAGUCUUUUUUUUUCUCCUAAAGCAACAGCUUUUUUGAUCCCCAAACCCAGAUUUUUCAUCCCCAAAGCCGAAUGCCUCUGGAAUCCCUUCAGGAAAUGGAUCAGCACAAGUACGGCGCUCAGGAGAAGCUGGAAAUCGUGGGGUUGGAGGACGAGGAGGGUAAGCCCAUCAGCGCCCUGAGCAUCCUGUCUCUACUGGAGCGCGUGGCCGGAAUCAUCGACAACGUGCAGUCGGGUCAGCAGCGAAUGGAAGAGCGUCAGCUGGACCUGGAGAACAACAUCCACAGCAUCCAGGGUGACGUCCUGAAAUUGGCCAAGGAGCACGCCGAGACGAGCGGCUGCUUGGACAAAUUGCUGCAGAAGACGCGAAAAGUCAGUGCCAACGUCAAGGAUGUCCGAGCCCGUGUGGAGAAGCAGAACGGUCGCGUCAAGAAGGUCGAGAGCACCCAGGACGAGCUGCUCACCAGGAACAAGUUCCGAGUGGUCAUCUACCAGGGUGAGACUGAGGUCCCGUCGGUGGCCGUCACCAAGAGCCCCAAGGGGGGUCUGGAGGCUCUGGAGCUAGAGCCCGAUUCUUACGACGUCCCCGCUGAUCUCUCCUCGGAUGAGGAGUACCUGAGCAUGGAGGAAGCGGAUCCUUCCCGCGCGGCACGAUUCAAGAAGUCCAUGGUGAAAAGCACAGAGACCCUGAAGGCGGCCUUCUCGAAGGAAAACAUGAGUAAGACCAAAGACAACAUAGGCACCAAGUUCCACAACCUUGGCGAGAAGGUGAUGCCACCCGAGCGCCGCGAGAAGAUGCACCAGGCAGGCGAGCGCAUCAAGCAAAGCGGCGAGCGCUUCAAGGAGAAUAUCGCAAAGAAGGCACCCACCAAGGAGAGCUUCAAGAUCAAGAUCAAGAAGGAAAGAGCCGUGGCCGAGGGCCAAGAGGGUGCAGAUGCUGAAGUAGAAGCAGAGGCCGAGGUCUCCGCUACCUCCCAGCCCCAACCCGAGCCUGCCUCCACCAAAGUUGUAGCGGAGACCAAGAGAGAGGGGCUGGUAGAGCAGGCCAAUGCCCCCGGGAGAGCCGAGCAAGAAGAAGAUUACGGAAAUUAGAUACCCGUGACAGAAAGAUUACGGGAAGGAGACCACCAUUAUGGGAAGAUGACGGGAAGUAGAGCGCGUUUACGGGUAAAUAACAUGAAGCAGACCACCAUGAAAGGCAACAGACCACCAUUAUGGGAAGAUGAAAGGAACUGGACCCCAACUGCGGGACGUAGACCACCAUCAUGGGACAACUACAGGAAGCAGACCACCAUUACCAGAAAAAAAACAUCCAUAAAACAGAUAACAUUUACAGAACGUGGACUCCCAUUACAGGAUGUAGACCAGCAUUGCAGGAACAUUAAAAGAAGUAGAGCCCCAUUACAGGAACUAGACCACCAUUACCAGAAUUGAAGCCCAGUUACAGAGAUGAUAUAAAUCAGAUGAUAUUCACAUGAAGUGGACUCUAUAUACAGGUUCUAGACCACAGCACAGUAAAAUUACAUAUACUUGACACCUUGUACACAAAAGUAGAGCAGAAUUAUGGAAAAAUUAGCAGAAGUGGACAUCCGUUAUAUGAAAUAGAUCACCGUUACGGGAACAUUACCGGAAAUAGACUCCCAAUACAGGAAAUAAACCACCAUAAUAGGAUGAGGAAUAUAACAGGAAGUAAACCACAUUUUCAGGAAGCAGACGACGGAAGAAGAGAGCAGCUUUGUGAUUGAUCCAGGACAGAGUGAUUGUAUUUUGUUUUUUUUAUUAAGUGGCGACACCUGCUGGCCCCUUAACACAAUUCAUGUUUUACUACUUAGGCGCACAUUUACACACGCUACCAUGCCAAAGUGGAAAUCUUUAUUUGAAUGAUAGAGAACAAUAAGAACAAUGGCAUUUGGUGGAUUACGCGAUUAACAUAUUUAAAAUGCAACUACACAUUAUUAAAACGUCACUUUUGGUGAUCUGUGCACAUUCUAACCUAUUUAAAUGCAACGUUAGGUGGUCUUUGAACGUUAUAACAUAAAAUGUCAGUUCUGGUUAUCAUUACAUGGAGGGAUAUUGACAAAAGGGGCUUGACAUCAUGAUUGACAGUUGGUUUUGUGCAUGUAAUUGAUGACACCUGUAGUGGUGACGUCGAACGAGUGUGUGUGUGUGUGUGUGUGUGUGUGUGUGUGUGUGUGUGUGUGUGUGUGUGUGUGUGUGUGUGUGCGUGCGCGCGCACGUGUGAGUGUGUGUAAUAAGUUUGAAUUGGUACAACGUGGUAACUAGUGAAUUCUAAAGUCUGUGGUAGGUUUCCCUCUAGUGGCCUUCCAUGGCGAUGCACCCAACCACAUGUUUGCUGAGUCUUUUGCGGCGGGGAGGGGGGGAGGCUAAAGUGAUGGAAUUUGAACAUCUUUUUUCCUCCUCGUUUUCAUGAACCUGAAAUAAUCUGCGGCAUGGGGAUACGAUUUUAAAAUAUGAGAUCAGAUUAGAUCAGAUUAAAUAAAAGUGGAUUCGAAUUUAUUCAUCCGAGAUGGACAUCACAUAAACAAUUGGCAAGCCUGAUGCAUUAAGUGUUUCAUAAUGAAUAAAGCCCUUAGUAAAAUUACAGCAGGUUUUGGGAGUCUUUUAAUAUGGGUGACCACGAAUAAAAUAGAAGUUGUAGCGAUCAUUGACGAAAAAAGAGAUUGGCUCACAUCUCUGUCACACGUCCUGUGAAAGGCAGGAAAAACUUGUCGGGGAUGUUGCUGUCAGUGAGGUGAAUCAACGACCCCAAGGAUGGAGACAACCAAGCACAAAGCAGACACCAUCAUCACGUGAUAAUCGACACCUCAAACACAGACACCAAAACACCUCCAGCUGCAAUCCACCCAUUUUUUGCCCAGCAAGCAUAAUGUCAAUUGACUCUCCACCAACCAGAAGAUGUCAACACCCUGUCACAUGGAGAGGAAUUCAUCCCCGAUUGUGAUUUACGACAUCCUUUGUUGUUGGCUCUGUUCCAACUCUUGAAAGCAAGAAUGUAGCAUACCUGCUUUUAUUGUUCCUUAUCACACCCACCUUUGUAAGGACUUUCCAGGGAACGUGUUUAACAUCAAAAAGGAACCGUUAUCUC